AUGGGCUCAGUGGGAGCGGAGCGCCGCAGGCCAACGCCACAGAUUCCAGAGGAGAGGGAUAGCGGCGUGGUGCAGAGCUACAGCUUUGACUCGUACCAGCUAGAGGAGGAGGAGAUCAGUAAAGAUGCCCCCGAGCGAGGAGUGCUGGCUCUGUCCGAGCCCGACAUUGAGGAGCCGAUCCCUGACGACCGUUACCAUGGCAUCUACUUUGCAAUGCUAUUGGCUGGCGUGGGUUUCCUGCUUCCCUACAACAGUUUCAUCACUGAUGUGGACUACCUACACCACAAGUUUGAAGGGACAUCCAUAGUGUUCGACAUGAGCCUGACGUACAUCCUGGUGGCUCUGAUGGCUGUCAUCCUCAACAACGUGCUGGUAGAGAGACUCAGCAUGCACACCCGAAUCACUGUGGGUUACAUCUUCGCUCUCGGGCCGCUGGUCUUUGUCAGUGUGUUUGAUGUGUGGCUGGCCAAGUUCACCACCAGGCAGGCUUAUAUUAUCAACCUCGUGUCAGUGGGAGUAGUGGCCUUUGGAUGUACAGUGCAGCAGUCUAGCUUCUAUGGUUACAUGGGAAUGCUGCCCAAGAGGUACACACAGGGGGUGAUGACCGGAGAGAGUACAGCUGGUGUGAUCAUCUCCCUGUCGCGGAUCUUCACCAAGCUACUGAUCCCCGACGAGAGGAGGAACACGCUCAUCUUCUUCCUUGUCUCCAUCAGCAUGGAGAUGCUCUGCUUCCUGCUUCACCUGCUGGUCCGCCGCUCCCAAUUUGUCCGCUACUACACCAGCCACUCCCGGGGCAAAGGCCCGGCCAGAGGCCACGACCCGCGUGACACCGGGACUGGGUACAGGGUGCACCAUGAUGUCAUCGCAGAGGAAGUAAGAUUUGGAAACGGCGGGACAGCAGCACCGAUCACAACAGAGGAAGGCGUUGAGGACUUUGAGGGUGGGACGUAUGUGCGAUUCGACGCCCCGAAAGCCAAGAUAAGGAGGAGCUGGCCUGGUGUCCGUGACAUGAUCUUGCAUCGUUACGUGGUGUCCCGUGUGAUCUGGGCCUACAUGCUGUCUAUAGCAGUGACCUACAGCAUCACCCUGUGUCUGUUCCCCGGGCUGGAGUCAGAGAUACGAAACCCCACCUUAGGAGAGUGGCUCCCCAUCCUCAUCAUGGCCACCUUCAACAUGUCGGACUUUGUUGGCAAGAUUCUGGCAGCGCUGCCGUACGACUGGUCCGGAGGCCGCCUGCUCUUCUUUUCCUGCCUGAGAGUGGUCUUCAUCCCUCUGUUCGUCAUGUGUGUGUACCCGGCCAGCGCGCCCACCCUGUCCCAUCCUGCCUGGCCCUGUCUCUUCUCCCUCCUCAUGGGAGUCACCAACGGCUACUUUGGGUCUGUGCCGAUGAUCCAGGCUGCGGGCAAAGUCCCGCCCGAACAGAGGGAGCUGGCAGGGAACACCAUGACGGUGUCUUAUAUGACAGGCUUGAUGGUGGGCUCCGUCGUGGCGUACGCGGCUUACAGCUUCGCAGCUCCGCCGUGCAUCACCUAUCACCCGCCUGUCAACACCACUGCGUUUUGAAUGUCCACGCACUUAAUUAAACAAACCCAUAUAAACACACAAGACAUGUACACACACCUGCAGCCAUUUACACAUGCAAGAUCCUGGCCAGAAGAAGCAACGCUGACUGAUGGACUCGAGUCCAGCAGCAGAGGAAAAGAAGUCAUC
Perca flavescens (yellow perch) is the source of this 1710-nucleotide messenger RNA. It is a transcript of the gene slc29a4a, whose product is annotated as solute carrier family 29 member 4a. Gene Ontology annotation, biological process: nucleoside transmembrane transport. Gene Ontology annotation, cellular component: plasma membrane. Gene Ontology annotation, molecular function: monoamine transmembrane transporter activity; nucleoside transmembrane transporter activity. Bases 1 to 1563 code for a protein of 520 amino acids. The transcript is spliced from 11 exons. The record is from RefSeq and is a predicted model, not a curated record. Lineage: Eukaryota; Metazoa; Chordata; Actinopteri; Perciformes; Percidae.